Molecule: messenger RNA, 5128 nt
Organism: Microbotryum saponariae
Lineage: Eukaryota; Fungi; Basidiomycota; Microbotryomycetes; Microbotryales; Microbotryaceae
Source: the annotation of a GenBank genome assembly
AUGUCUCCUCGAACAGAGGCGUCCGAAGAUGUUCUCGACCGUGGUGGGUAUUGUUUGAGGCGCAGUUUCCAGUUCCGGCCAACAGUGGCCUGACAGCCGUCCCACACGUCCGGUUGUUAACACUACGAGGGCGUCAUCAUUCGCAGAGUUCGACCUUUGUCCGGCUCCUCAACGCUCGCGUAUGGGUUAUGUGUGUCCAUAUUGUGGCGGGGAACGUAUGCCGAGGAGUCGUGCGGUUCGGCACGCCACCACCAAGAGGCAUCGGCGGCGGGCCGUCAUGAAGGCCAAUCCAACCUUCGGAUCCCGAGCCGACCGCUGGCGGCUAUCUCGAUCCCCACCACUCCCGCGCGACGACGACGAGAUGGACUGGGCGGAUAUCGAAGAGCCCACAUUCGGUACGGCAAUGGUAGGUCGUUAUCUGCAGCAGUGGACGGUCCAAUUCCGAGUGCAUGGUGAUUGACCUUUGUCUCGAGCUAGUCUCAGGUCUCGCAGCCUGCCCCUGUUUCUGGUCCCUCCUCACCCGGCCACGACACGCAACAUACUUUCCAACACAAUGAUUUCGAUCUCGAGUUUGGUGGAUCCCCUUCCCCCCUCGGAGAUGUCCCCAUGCUCGGCAACGACGCCGAGGUUGCUCCCCAACCUGUCCACGACGGCGCUGACAGCGACGACCAGCAGGUCGAGGCGGAAGGGUCGGCGGUGCAGGCGUCGGUUCCGACAGGUAUGACAGGUAUGACAGGUACGACACGCUAAACCAUUCCCCGCAUUCGAGUGUUCAGCUCAGUACUGACCCUGCCUGAGCUUGCUCGAUUGUUACACCAGACAGACUCCCGGCCUGUGACCGCGAAGGAGUGCGCAAUUACUCGGCUGUGCCCGCUCCCUCGCACCCCUGGUAUCCUUUUCCAAGCGAAAAGGUGCGACGAAUCGCCAUGGUGCCCUUGCUUUACGCGCAGCAGUACGUUGACAUCUUUUGACCGUAGAUGAUGACAAUUGUCGCUUUCCUUCGAUCGCCCAAUCGCCGGAUUCGCGUCAGAGAAUUGGACGACGUGCUCGACUUCGCAACAGCGUUGGGGUUACGCAAUCUACCAGCUGCGUCGACCGUCAAAAAAUACUUGCAUAACCUACAGAAUGAGGUGCCCCUGUUUACCCCUAGUCGGCAUACGGAAGAAAGGGGCCGGGUUGUUCAUGUUCUGUCUCCUCAAAAUUACGUGGCUGCGGUGCGUAUCAGUUCGGUGCAGUCGCCGCUUGCUGUCUGCCCGGCGCUGAUUAUUUUCUCCCCGCCGACCACGAUGACCGCGUGCAGCACUUUGCGAGCCCUGCCUUCGCCCCUCUUAUGCAUCACUACCCGGAUCUCAAGCCGUCGAAUGUGAACUCUGCCUACCACACCCGUCGCUGGCUGAGUGACCUCCCGGCCCGCUUCUCGGCCCCCAUGGCACGCGUAGAUAAAGUCGACUACUUCGUGGACGAGAUCGUGGUCAUCAAAGGUGUACCCGAUAAGCAUUGGUUUAUAGCUCGCUCCGCAUCCCUCCGCGACGAGGUCGUCGCUUUCGUGUGCCUGGCGACAGUGUCGACUCCUUCACGUAUCAAAGUAAAACUUCCCGCUUUCGGGCGUCCUGCGAAGGAUUGGCCGACACUCUGCGUCUCGAGCUGGUGUCUAGUUCCUGUCGAGCGGUUUGAAAGGCCCGUACUCGAGGUCGAACAAAUGCAUCUUUACGUCAAAAUUGGUGGGUCCGCCUUCCAUGUGCCGCGGCUCGUGGACCGCCGCUGUGUGCUCACAACCUCCAGCACCGAGCGCCAGACGUUUGCGAUCCAGCCACAAACGAGAUUCAACGCUCGCUACCCCUGCGGUCGGUGGAUCGGGCUCUAGCGAACGGGAAGUUGCUACUCGUCACCCCUCUGCGCCUCUUCCUGGACGAUAUGGCGGCGACCGAGUCCAGCCGCUGGAACCCCAUGUAUACUGUGAGGCAAAUCCACUGCGGCCGACGAGAAGGCGGCAUCUGACGCACUACUUGUCGUGCUGUCUGCAGGCAUCCGUCCAGAACUUAGCUCUUCCUGCUUCUGUCAUCAAACGACGAUUCAUGCUGCACCAUACCGGCGUGACUGGCACCGACAUGGGUGCGCUUGAUCUUGCAGAAUUCGUGCUGGCUGCAAUCUCGUGAGCCCCAUGGUCGACGCCUGCCAACGACUGCCACCCCAUGUCACUGACUGUACGGGACGAGAUGUAGGGACACUCUUGGUGAUCGACCCAUGCAGUGUUACAGCGUCUCAGCAGGCGAAGAGGUUCUUGUGCGGACGCCCUUGCUGUGCUCGAUUCACGACUCACCUAUGGCAGCGGAGUGCGCAGCGCGGGCCCGCGGCUGGUAUCCCUGCUUACACUGCCCGUGGGGGGGCCCGUUGAAGACGAGACUGACAGUGGAUCAGAUGAUGACGUUUUUCGAGGUGCGUACUGUUGCCUGCUGCUCUUUCAGUGAAGUUCAUUUGCCGCCGUUGCCGCAUCGCAGUGCCCGGGUCUACUGGACGCCAAAACAACCCGUGACCAGGCCCUAAAACAGCUUGAAACCUACGCAAAUGAACUGGUCAUGGUGAAUGUCUCUGAGCAGCAGACUUCAACCGGUACCCAUGAUGUAUGGACAAAGCGUUGCCUCGCAGAACUCGCCGCUAUUUUUCAAAAGGAGAUGACGCACAGGACCUUCGGUGACAAGGGCGCAAACGCCGAAGUGCUCGCAUUCCGCGCCAUGAACACUUCUGGCAAGGAUCGGGUCAGAACGGAGAACCGAGCGCGAGGAAACGAAGCAGUUGGGAAGGCGAAGGCCGAGAUGGUGAAGCGGGGCGAUUACGUCGGCCCGUUCUUCGAUGUUCCAUGUGAGUUUCCCCUCGGGCCUGUCUGGUUUAUAUCCGCACGGGUGGUGACAAGGAGGGUUGUGUUAUUCACAGUGUUUGACCCGCACAAGCAUAUGCCGCCGGACAUAUUGCAUGUCUUCUUUCUGGGCAUAGUCAAAUACGCUUGGAAGGCAACACUCGAUGUGGACGAGUUGAAGAAAGGUCGUCGGGGCCAUUCGUCACUGCGUGCGAUCAUGUCCUCGAUGUCGUCGGUCGGUCUGCCGGGUGGAAUUGCUACCGAUCACCUCAUUGACUAUCAAGGAUCGCUGGUGGGCUAUGACUUUGUCACACUCGCACAAGUGAUGCCCUUGGUGGCGCAGCUCCUGUUCGAUUUAAAGUUGAUGCCUUUGGCUUUGAACGAGUGCUGGGGGCAAUCGGCAAGUUGGGGCAUCAUCUGCAUACCUCGAACGUCGCGGACCUCGACACAUACGCUGUGAGUUUCUUUUCUGUCUGCUCAACUUCAGUUGUGAUUGGAUGUUGAGCCAGCGCCCCCCGAUCGCGCAGACGGAGUGCGAGCACCUUGUCAACAACCUGCUACAGGCGUCCAUGCGACGCAACCUGUCCCACGUCCUCAACAAGUCCAAGUAUCAUGCUCUGGCCAGCCUUGUUCAUGCUAUUCGAAUGUUCGGUCCCCCUCGCUUGUUCGAUGCGUCUCUAGCUGAGUCGGCCAACAAAGUCAUACGUCAGCAUAGUAUGCGGACAAACCAUCUCGAUGUUUCACAAGACAUUGCUCGCAAGUUAGGCGAUACCGAGCGUGUCGGCUUUAUCGCUCGCGGUGGAACAUGGAAGAAGGAUGGAAACCGAGUAAGCAUUGGCCCGGCGGCAAGACGCCUCCUCGAGGACAAGCCUGCUAUGCGUGAGUGGCUGCUUCUGGAAAGCGACACGCCUCGUCAGGACCCUUCGGCGGGUGAGACCGUUUGCCGUGUGCUCGAGCCAUUCAGAAGUUCGCUAGUUGGAUGAUGAACGUUGGCGAUCGCAGUUCGAUUUAAGUUCGCCGCGGGGAGUCCCUUUCUGUCGGAUGCUACCCAACUCGCCAAAACUGUUUGCUUCUCCUUACCGGGGGGCGGCUCGCCGGGCAUCCCGAGAGAUGCUCGAUGGCGAAAGGCCAAGCUGGCGAUACUACCCAAUGGCGACCCUGUACAUCCGCAAGAUUGGUGUUUGUUCAGAUCUGAUGGGCACAACACGGUGCGCCACUUCCAUCUGCAAUUGUGGUCGUGGUGGGGGGGGGGACGAUACUAAUCUACAUCCGUCACCCCAAUCGCUGCAGGUUCUGGUUGGACAAGUCAUCGAAUUACUAGCGCGAGAGUCCGCGACAGGACGAAGGCAGGGCUUGGUGGGCUUUCGCCUAGGAAGGAUAGGGGAGGAGUUGGCGUCCACGGGGUUUCGCACACUGUCCCGAGGCCUCGACCGGAUCGUUGUUUCUAUCGAGGUGAGGAUGUGCCGGGGUAUUUUCGGUAAGUCUGCGUCAGUACCGAUGGACUGAAGCGCACUCGGCCGUGUGAACUGCGCAGAACGUCGUUGCUCUCGCGGUCGUUCAACACAACUGCACCCACUCGGGAUGCUGGAAGAACACUGUGGAUCCGCUUCCCGUACGCACCACGCACAAGGACACCAACGAGUUUUUGCUCAGUACUAUCACACAUCGUUCUUUCGACGAGCUGGCCGCCUUCCGCCCCCCGAUUAAGCAGCAGGUUCCAACUGAGGUUUUUGUUCGUGCACUUCUGGCGUCCCCGACGGCGCAGGCGCUCUUGGCUGCCGCCGAGUCGGUGGAUGAGAACGGGGAGGAGGACAGGGGCAAAGGAAAGGGAAAGGGGAAGGUCAUAGGCAAGGGAAAGGGAAAGGGAGACGCGAAGGCGAGGCUUAUUUUUCUUCUUUUCGGUGCAGAGUCUGUCGACCACCUGGCUGACGUUGCCCAUUCAUCAGGAGCCCACUCCAUUGGCCACCGUCGACGAACAAGAAGAAUGAGCGAAGGGUUUUGAAGAAGGGGCGGAUGUACGUAGGACUGCUGUGUCAAUGUUUGCAUACGCUGAACUUGUGGCUACACUCACAGACCGACAGCGACAUGAGUGACGUGUGCAAUUGCACGGGUGCUGCUGCACUAAUUGAGAACGGUUGCGAGAACCAGUUGGUGAGUUGCACCUCUCGCACGGUCUCGCGCUCGUCUCGGCCCCGCCCAGGGUAAGACUGUCGACUGUCGAAGUCUCUUCCGCUGAUGUUUGACAGUGUGCAGUCCACCAACGGCCAAACCUGA